This is a messenger RNA of Postia placenta MAD-698-R-SB12, 1641 nucleotides long. RefSeq lists its product as hypothetical. The record is from RefSeq and is a predicted model, not a curated record. Gene Ontology annotation, molecular function: heme binding; iron ion binding; oxidoreductase activity, acting on paired donors, with incorporation or reduction of molecular oxygen. The coding region runs from base 1 to 1641 and encodes 546 amino acids. The transcript has 14 exons. Lineage: Eukaryota; Fungi; Basidiomycota; Agaricomycetes; Polyporales; Adustoporiaceae.
AUGGCCACUCUUAUCGUACUACUCUAUGGCUUACUCGCAUUUGGAACCGUCUGGCUGGUGCGAAGGCAGUCCAAAAAUCACGAUGCUCAUCGUGUGAUGCGCAACAUUCCCGGACCUCCAUCUCGAUCCUGGAUGAAGGGAAACAUAAUGCAAUACUUCACGCGCCACGGGCGAGCAUUUCAACGAGAUGUGGCCCUCAACUAUGGACCCGUCGUGCGCCUUCAAGGUCCUCUCGGACGCAAAAUACUAUACGUCUCAGAUCCCAAGGCAUUGCACACGAUCAUCAUCAAAGAAGAGAACGUCUUUGAAGAACCUGAAUCGACCUUGAUCACCUUCAACUUGUUGUUCGGAGACUGUCUCGUUGGUAGCCUAGGUGAAAAUCACAGGCGGCAGAGAAAGCUACUCAAUCCUGUUUUCUCCGUGAACCACAUGCGUCACAUGUUGCCCAUGUUUUACAAUGUCAUUUUCAAGCUUCGAGAAGUGGUCAUGGCCAAGGUACGUGGGGGCGAGAAGGAGAUCGAUGUGUUGGAGUGGACAGGGCGAGCGGCACUCGAGCUGAUAGGACAAGGCGGCCUGGGGUACUCCUUUGAUCCUCUCGUUUCGGAUAAGGAGGCUAGGAACGAGUACGGGGACGCCCUCAAGGCAAUGCUCCCAGCCUUGAUGAACAUAGAGUCCCUGCGCCAGAUACUGCCACAUCUCGUCAAGAUGGGCCCAAAAUGGUUUCGCCGACUGGCCACGGACAUAUUCCCCAACGCACAUGUGCAGACCGUCAAACACGUGGUUGAUACGAUGAGCAAACGAUCUCAAGAGAUAUUCCAUGAGAAGAAGGCCGCCUUGAAGAGCGGAGAUGAAGCUGUCCUUCGCCAGGUCGGUGAAGGAAAAGACAUUAUGAGCAUCCUUCUCAGAGCCAACACGGCUGCAUCAGACGCAGACAAGCUUCCCGAGUCCCAGAUGGUCGCUCAAAUGUCGCUCCUGGUCUUCGCCGCUACGGACACUACUUCCAAUACUCUGGCGCAUAUCUUGCAAUUAUUGGCUGAGCACAGCAACGUGCAGUCCAAGCUGCGAGAAGAACUGCUUCAGUCGGGUGCAGGAACAGGCAAUACCUCGUACGACGAGCUUAUGAAGCUGCCUCUGCUGGACGCGGUUUGUCGAGAGACUCUUCGAGUGCAUCCCCCCGCGACGUUGUUGGUCAGGGUGCCCAGAAAAGACUCGAUACUUCCUCUAUCUGAGCCCGUCAUUGGACUCGAUGGCACGAUAAUCAAGGACGUUCCAGUCCCCGAAGGAACAGAAAUAGUCAUUGGCGUCUUCGGGUCGAAUGUCAACAAAUCGCUGUGGGGCGAGGAUGCCCUCGAGUGGAAACCUGAGCGUUGGCUCUCUCCCCUCCCACGCGCUGUCAACGACGCCUCCAUUCCAGGCGUAUAUUCUAACUUGAUGACGUUCCUCGGGGGAAAGCGCGCUUGCAUCGGCUUCAAGUUCUCAGAGAUGGAGAUGAAGGUCGUGCUUGCGGUGAUGGUGUCGAACUUCGUUUUCGAGUUGGAGAAAGAAAUCGAGUGGAAUGUUGCAGGCGUCGACUAUCCCACUGUCGUGUGGGAUGGCGACCGGCCGCAGUUGCCACUGAAGGUGAGGGUGUACAAGUCGUGA